Messenger RNA from Meriones unguiculatus (Mongolian gerbil), 1722 nucleotides. It is a transcript of the gene Cnn2, whose product is annotated as calponin 2. Gene Ontology annotation, biological process: actomyosin structure organization. NCBI's taxonomy places the organism in Eukaryota, Metazoa, Chordata, Mammalia, Rodentia, Muridae. Gene Ontology annotation, molecular function: actin binding. Bases 93 to 1013 code for a protein of 306 amino acids. The transcript has 7 exons. The record is from RefSeq and is a predicted model, not a curated record.
CGGGGGCGGCGCUCGGCCUGGCCCGGGCCGUCGCCCCCGCCGGUCCCACCGCCGGUGCCUCCGUCCGCCCGUCCCGCGCCGGCUCCCGCGCCAUGAGCUGCACGCAGUUCAACAAGGGCCCUUCCUACGGGCUCUCGGCCGAGGUCAAGAACCGGCUCCUGUCCAAAUAUGACCCCCAGAAGGAAGCCGAGCUCCGAGGCUGGAUAGAGGGACUCACAGGCCUCUCCAUUGGCCCCGACUUCCAGAAGGGUCUGAAAGAUGGGGUCAUCCUCUGCACACUCAUGAACAAGCUGCAGCCGGGCUCUGUCCCCAAGAUCAAUCGUUCUAUGCAGAACUGGCACCAGCUGGAAAACCUCUCCAACUUCAUCAAGGCCAUGGUCAGCUACGGCAUGAACCCCGUGGACCUGUUUGAGGCCAACGACCUGUUCGAGAGUGGGAAUAUGACGCAGGUGCAGGUGUCUCUGCUUGCCCUGGCGGGAAAGGCCAAGACCAAAGGACUGCAGAGUGGUGUGGACAUCGGGGUCAAAUACUCGGAGAAACAGGAGAGGAACUUUGAUGACGCCACCAUGAAGGCCGGCCAGUGCGUCAUCGGGCUGCAGAUGGGCACCAACAAAUGUGCCAGCCAGUCCGGCAUGACGGCCUACGGCACCAGGCGACAUCUCUAUGACCCCAAGAACCACAUCUUACCACCCAUGGACCACUGCACCAUCAGCCUCCAGAUGGGCACCAAUAAGUGUGCCAGCCAGGUGGGCAUGACGGCUCCGGGGACCAGGAGGCACAUCUACGACACCAAGCUGGGCACUGACAAGUGCGACAACUCUUCCAUGUCCCUGCAGAUGGGCUACGCGCAGGGCGCCACCCAGAGCGGCCAGGUCUUCGGGCUGGGGCGCCAGAUCUAUGACCCCAAGUACUGCCCGCAGGGCCCAGCCGCCGACGGGGCUCCGACCACCAGUGACAGCAGGGCUGAGGCCCCCGAGUACCUGGCCUACUGCCCGGAGGAGGCCGGCUACUGAGCACCCAGGGGCUAGCUCCUUGCCUCAGCAUCCUGCGUGGGGUUUGGGGCUUUUGUUGUUGUCUGUUUCUGUGUUUUCAUUGUGUUGUUUUUUUGAAACUGGGCCUUACUUUGUAGCCCUCUCUGGCCUGGAACUCGCUGCAAUCCUCCUGCCUCAGCUUCCCGAGGGCUGGGAUGACAGGCUCCCCCCUACACACACACCCAUCGUGCCUUGCUUCUUUCCCAGGAUUGAUUCAGCAGGCAGGGAACAUGGGGGUCCUUGCUGGGGUAGCCAGCAGGCUGUGGGAGAGGGUGGCCCCAAACAGUUUCCUGUUUCUUCAUCUCUUCCGCAUGAGCUUGUGGUUUGCGGACCCGUGGAAACUGCAGGUAGUGUCAACGAAAUAAAACAAGGGGUUUUGUGUUUUGUUUGUCCCCAUGCGGGGUGGGGGGAGGCAUGGGUGUGCACCGGGCCUUUAACCAUACCGCAGGCAUACUGAGGGGCUGCAUUUGCUUUCCCAAGACCCUCAGACCCCACCCCCCAGUGCCCAGUGAGGAAAUUGAGGCAGGCCAGACCCAACCACACCUGCAGCCCUUCCUGGUUCCUGCUCUCGCUUCCGCUGCCCGUCCGCCUCCAAAAGUGCUGCACGUGACCCACAGGGGCCCCUGAGCUGCCAGAUAAUGUGAAAUUCUGUGGACCAAAACCAAUAAAAACCUCUGUUUCUAAGAGUAAA